Messenger RNA from Amoebophrya sp. A25, 641 nucleotides. The record is from the annotation of a GenBank genome assembly. Lineage: Eukaryota; Dinophyceae; Syndiniales; Amoebophryaceae.
CAAAAAAGACGGCUGGGUUUCUUAUGUAGAAGCGCUUGGUUUGCCUCGGGCGCGGCGCAGCACGAGACCGUAGAUCCAGAAGAAGUUAGAGCAGCAUUGAGCGACCCCGACAGGACUCUGAGUAGCAGGUACGGAAAAGUAAUGCGCGCCGAUGUUGCUAUUGAAUGGGUAGAAGGGCUUCUAACUGAGCUCGGCUACGAAACAAAGAGACUGCCGCGGCAAUUGCAAGGCAGCCUACUAGCAAGGGAGAAGCGAGCAGUUCCUGGAGACGACGAAACUGAUGCUUUUGCCAGCGACAAGGCCGAGCCGAAGUGGUGGGCGCUGCAAGUGCGCAGUGUCCACGGCCAGACGUGGAGAAAGAGGCCAGGAGUGCGCGUAGCACGGAGUGGCGUAUCUGCCGACCUCGGCAUCGUGGUUACUAAUCCAGAAAAAGGGCUCGCUUGCGCCUUGCAUUUAGACUCUGUGAAACUCAGCGUGGUUCGUUCCGACUGCAGAAAUUGGCUGCGAUUCUCGAUGCCGUCUCUUCCCUGCGUCGCCGAAGGAGCUGGCCGUGCCUAUUUUCUACUUGCUUUUCAGGAUGCGCUGCGCCGUCUUCCCGUAAGGACACAACGGGAAUGGCUAACGCAACUCCCGGGAAACGU